Molecule: messenger RNA, 2252 nt
Organism: Acanthopagrus latus (yellowfin seabream)
Lineage: Eukaryota; Metazoa; Chordata; Actinopteri; Spariformes; Sparidae
Product: integumentary mucin C.1-like
Exons: 7
Coding region: 198-1388 (396 amino acids)
Source: RefSeq, a predicted model, not a curated record
UGACAACUACAGCUACCCCAACAACUACAACUACUGCUGCCCCAACAAAUACAGCUGCACCAACAACCACAACCACAGCUGCAGCAACGUCAACACCUGACCCUCUUACCUAUGUCAUAUCAGCAACCUUGCAAAAUGAGAUCUUUACAGAUGAGUUGCUAAAUCGCACCAGCCCUCGAUUUCAAGCACUUUCACAAAUGGCUACAGGCCGUUGUAAUCAAAUAUAUCGAGCAAGAUUUGGUUCUGACUUCGACCAGUGCAUUGUGAGACAGUUCAGGGCUGCUCCAGCUCAACAAACACGAGUGGAUGGAACUGUGGUAGAGUUUUCAGUUGUGUUCAAUCGGUCUAUCCCCAAUUCAGCACUCCCAAUGAAUACUGCUGUUGCUCAAACCUUAGUUGAUGCUGCAAAUGAUUCAAACACCUUCAAUGUGACCUUUGGUGCCUCUUCAGUUGCAUUAGUAGCGGGUCCUGUUCCUGACCCUACAACUGCUGCAACAACAACAGCUGUAAAUACAAUUGCUUCAACAACAGCUGGAAUGACAACUGCUGCAACAACAACAGCUGUAACUCCAACUGCUGCAAUGACAAUUGCUGCAACUACAACAACCACAGCUGCCCCUACAACAACUACAGCUUCCCCAACAACAACUACAGCUGCUCCAACUACAACCACAGCUGCUCUGACAACAAUAACCACAGCUGCUCCAACAACAACGACAGCUGCCCCAAUAUCAUCGACUGCAGCUCCAACAACCACCGCUGCUCCAACUACAACCACAGCCGUCCAAACAACAACAACCACAGCUGCAGCAACCUCAACACCUGACCCUGUUACCUAUGUCAUUUCAGCAACCUUGCAAAAUGAGGUCUUUACAGAUGAGUUGCUAAAUCGCACGAGCCCUCGAUUCAGAGAGCUUUCAGGAAAAGUUACAGCUCGUUGUAAUCAAAUAUAUCGAGCAAGAUUUGGUUCAGACUUUGACCAGUGCAUUGUGAGACAAUUCAGGGCUGCUCCAGCUCAACAAACACGAGUGGAUGGAACUGUGGUAGAGUUUUCAGUUGUGUUCAAUCAGUCUGUCCCCAGUUCAGCACUCCCAAUGAAUACUGCUGUUGCUCAAACCUUAGUUGAUGCUGCAAAUGAUUCAAACACCUUCAAUGUGACCUUUGGCGCCUCUUCAGUUGCAUUAAUAUCGGGUCCUGUUCCUGCAACUACAACUGCUGCGACAACAGCUGUAACUACAAUUGUUACAACAACUGCUGCAAUGACAACUGCUGCAACAACAACAGCUGUAACUACAAUUGCAGGAACGACAAACAACACUUCCUUCAGAUCUUUUAAUCCAUGGAUCACUUUAAUGCUGCUUAUGUUAGCCUAUGUUACACUAAUUUAAUAAAUUAUUAACAACAACAAUUAUUCUACUGGGUUAGAUUCUGCUAGGAUAUAUAUCAUUUAUAUACUGUUUUAUACACAGUUUCAGAAGCUGUAUAUACUAUUGGUUAUUUCAAAAAGUCUUUCACAACUUUUAAUUUAAUUGGAUGACCCCCACAGAAACCAUGUAACCCAAGUACAUUGUUAUUUACUCUGUUGCACAAACACAAAAAGUGUUGUAUGGUUUUGAAUAACCAUGCACAUUUAACUUUGGACUGACUGAACACAUUGAUGACAGUGUAUUAAUAUGGCUGUCGAACCAAACACAUUUGUGCCAGUGAACGCUGAGGCUCUUGAGCUGGACAGAAAGACACAAUAUAAAAUAAAUAAAAUAAAUUUUAUUUAAAAUAAAUAAAAUAAAAGCAUCAUUGCACGAUUAAUGUUUGCCCGCUUUUGUUAGUCUUUCAAAAGACCAUUAAAUAUGCUGGGUUUUCUUUUUACAUUUAAAAUAAUUUAAAACACUUUGUAGUUACGCUUUAAGUUCACUUGAUAGCAUAGCAGCAUAACAUAGCAUGGCAAAAAACACUUCCACAGAGAGCAUACUGUAAAGGGAACAAAUAAAGGAACACAUGCAACUAGUGGACUGCACACCCCAACAAUGAACCAAUGCCUGAAGCGUAAUCAAGGGUUAUGGUAUACAUGAUAUAUAUGUCAUAACAAUACACUUUCAAUUUUCUUGUUAAUGCAAACUGUAUUUAUUUAAUUGUUCAUAGCUGUAUUCUGUGAGAUUUCUUAUGCUAUUAAUACUUUCUGUCAAUAAGGUUAAAAUGAUCAGAAUACAAAAUAUUUAAAGAACUUAAAUUGUCUCUUGUGUCAUGUCUUCCAG